Molecule: messenger RNA, 3969 nt
Organism: Rhodotorula graminis WP1
Lineage: Eukaryota; Fungi; Basidiomycota; Microbotryomycetes; Sporidiobolales; Sporidiobolaceae
Exons: 7
Coding region: 1-3969 (1322 amino acids)
Source: RefSeq, a predicted model, not a curated record
AUGCCCGUGCGGCUCAAGCGCGCUCUCGACACCGACUCGCCCUCGCCCGUUGUCAUCAGCGACCGCUCGUCUCGCCGCUCGCCUCGCUUCUUCCCCCCACUCGACCUCGCCCUCGACCCGGCCUCUGCCCUCCACCGCCGCAUCAGCACCCUCUCGGCCAUGCAGCAGGACGCCCUCAGAGCCGCGCGCGCCCACGACCCGGCCUCGGCGAGCUCGGCGGCGAGGAGCGUGCAGAACCCGGACCGCCGCGAGAACGGCGUCGGCGGCGCAGCAGGAGACUGGUGGACGCCCGAGGCGCUCGAGGCGGUGCGCAGGCAGGCGGCGGGCGGGCAGGCGGCAGCGACGAGCGCGGCGGGACCCAUCGGCUCAGGGAGGCCAAGCGUCCCCGCCUCGGUCAUGCCCGCCUUUGGGCACUUCCCGCACGCGACGCCCUUCGCCUUUGACGGCACGUCGUCGAACGGCGCCGGCGGGGCCGCACCAGGGCAGUCGCCGCCCGCUUCCUUCAGCUCCAGCUCGCCCGCAAGGUCCAGCACACACCUGUACGCCCCCUCGGCCGCCCUGUCCACCACCCGCACCCCGCUCUUCCAGCCCCUCAACCCUCUCUCGCUCCCCGGCCCGUUCGCCUUCAACAGCCAGCGCGGCUUCUACAGCAACGGCAGCACCUACGGCACCCAGUCGCACACGCCGGUGCCCGUCGUGCCGCCUGGCCCGAGCUUCUUCGCGCCGCCGUCGGCCCUCCAGCACGACGUCGUCAUGCCCUGGGACGGCUCGAGCGCGGCGAGCGGGCCCGGCGAUGCACCCGGCAUGGAGCGCCUCAGCCAGGAGGAGAAGGAGCGCAUCCAGAUGGUGGCGGGCAGGGCUCGCCGCGUCAGUCGCGCCGUCGAGAUCAAGAAGCCGCCGGCCAAGGAGGCUCGCCUCGGCUCGCAGAGCAGCUCGCCCAGCCUCGCGUCGCCGCCGGGCCUCGUGGCUCCGGGCUCGAAGAGCGAGCGCUCCCUGUCGCCCGAGGUGGCCCCCUUUGCGCCGCGCCCGGCCUCGGCACGUCUGACGGCGCCCGACAGCAAGGCGCCCGACGACGCUCACGCCCCGCCUGCCCCGACGGCGCCUUCCUCUCCUGUCGAGCCCCUCUCCUCACCGCCAACCAUCUCGACAACUUCUCUCUCCUCGUCCUCGUCCACCAGUCCUGCCGACGCCGCCACGCCGCCCCUCGCCGAGCCCGCCAUUGCCUCGCCGCCACCCUCCUCUCGUUCGCCCUCGACAGCCCCCUCGGCCUGCUCGACGACGGGUGCGCGCUCGGCCCUCGCCCAACUCGACAUGUACGGCUCGUCCGACUCGGAGGACGAGUCGUCAAGCGCCGAGUCGUCCGGGUCGUACCGCACGACGCGGGACCCGACCUCGUCGGACUCGCGCCGAGGCAGUACGCCCGACGCGACGGUCGCGCCGGCUACGCCGGCGUCCCCGGCGAGCGAGCGCGACGGCACGCGCACGCCGCUCAACACGCCGGCGUCGGCGCCGCCCGGCGAGGCCGAGACGGCGGUCAAGCUCGAGGAGCAGGUCGAGGCGGACGAGGAGCGCGCUCGCCGAGGGCCUCUCGCCGACGACAUGCUGGUCGAUGUCGAGCGUGACGAGACGACCCAGGUCGAGGAGCAGGGCAGAGUCGAGGAGCGGGGCAAGGUCGAGGAGCGGGGCGAGGUCGACGAGCGGGGCAGGGUCGAGAAGGACAAGGUCGAGGAGUCGGGCGAGGCCGAGGAGCAGGCCACGGGCGACGCCGCGCACAACGAGCCCGUCGUCGACGUCGACGAGUCGGCGUCCGAGUCGCCGAGAACGGUCGCCGAUGCGUCGGCGCCGAGCUCGCCCGACGGUCCUCCGCCGGCCAAGAAGGUGCGCCGCAAGGAGAGCUCGCCCGAGGUGGUGGGCCUGGAGGGCGAGGGCGACGAGGGGAUCCCGGAGAUUGACCGAGCCGAGUACAAGACCUUCCUGCAGCACGCCCUCACGUCGACGUCCUCGACGACCAACCCGAACGCCCUCGUCCCGACGUCCUCGUCGUCGCGCCUGUCCCUCCCGAGCGCCAACUCGCCGUGGCCCGUCUUCUUCCCCAACUCGAGCUUCAGCGCCGUCGCCUCGGGUCCAGCGUCGGGCUCGUUCUCGGGCCCGAGCUUCCCGCUGCAAGACGGCGCCAUCCCCUCGUUCAACCCGGCCGCGAGGCCAUUCGUCCCCACCUCGUCGCCCUCGGGCUACCUCGUCCCCGUCGCCGCCGCCUCGCAGCGCACCUACGAGCCGACGCCGUCUUUGCCUCGCGACCCGGCGUUCCAGACGGUGCGCUCGCUCCUCGAGGACGCGCUCGGCGCACGUGGCGUCCUCGAGCGCAAGCUCGACAAGUUCGGCGAGAUCCACGCGGCCGACCGCAAGCGCGUCAAGGAGCUCGAGGCCGAGGUCGCGCAGCUCGACAUGCGCAACCGUCGCGAGGGCCACGCCGCCGACGACCUGAGCAAAACGCUGUCCGCCCGCGUCGCCGAGCUGCGGGCGGCCGAGGCGGCGCGCGACAAGUUCCGCGCCGAACGCGACUCGAUGCGCCAGGAGCUGGCGAGCACAUCGUCGUACCAGGCGCAGCGCAACGCGCGCACGGAGCAGGCGCUCAAGGACGAGGCUGCGCGCUCAAAGAAGCUCGGCGAGCAGGUGCGCAGCCUCGAGGGCCGGCUCUCGGCGGCCGACAAGGCGCGCGACGCGGCGGUCAAGAACCUCGAGAAGCACGAGACGGCGCAGGCGGUGGCGACGCACGCGCUCAAGGACAAGGUCGAGGCCGAGCUCGGCCGGGCGCGUGAGGAGGCGGCGCAGUCGCGCUUGUCGGAGCAGGCGGCCAAGAAGGACGUCAAGCUCGCCGAGGCGCACCUCAAGGAGGCGCUCAGGAAGUGCGACGAGCUCAACGCGGCCAAGAGCGCUCUCGCCUACCAGCUCGCCCAGGCCGUCGUCGGCAUCAAGAAGCGCGAUGAGGCGGUCCGCAAGAACGAGGACGAGCAUGCGCCGCUCGUUGCCCUUGUCGACAUCCGCGAGAAGAAGAUCGCCCAGCUCGAGGCCGACUUGGGCCGCAACGAGCAAGACCAGGCGAUGAUCGCGCUGCAACUCGAGAACGCCGUCACGCUCCUCGUCGACCAGGAGGACCUGAGCCGCAUCCUCCAGACCCAGCUCGACGAGGCGCGCAGCCAGUGCGACGACCUCCUCACGCUCGGCCUCGAUCUCGUACACGCCGCUCAACACGGCAUCAGCAACCUGCGCUCGUCGCUGCUCGCCGAGACGGCGCGCGCCGACCAGGCCAAGACCAAGCACGCCGAUCUCGUCGCGCAGGCCGUGCCCAAGAUCAAGGCGUUCCAGGUCGAGCUUGCGCAGGUCCGCGCGCAGCAGGGUGUGCGCGCGAGCCAGGAGCUCCAGGACGCGCAGAUCGCGCUUUCGCGUGCGGCCAAGCAGCUCGACGAGGUCAAGCUCGCGCGCGACACGGUCGACGGCGAGCACGCGGCGACGCGCAGGGCGCUCGAGCUCGAGAAGCGCGGCGUCGAGGUCGUGCAGGCCAAGCUUGACGAGGCGAACAAGGUGCUCGAGCACGAGAAGCUCGCGCGCACCGGCGUCGAGGGCCUGUUCGCCAACAAGGUCAAGGCCAAGGACGCCGAGGUCGCCGAGCUCAAGACGCAGCUCGACGCUGCCAGGGUCUCGUCCGACAAGGUGCGCGAGCUCGAGCAGGUCAUCGUCAAGCUCGACGGCGAGUCGAAGAAAGUCCAGCAGGGGCACGCGACUACGCUCGCCGACCUCGGCGAGGCGGCCAAGCUCCUCGACUCGACGCUGAGCGAGCUGGACAAGCUCAAGAAGGACAAGGAGGCGCUCGAGAAGGAGCUGUUGGACCUCAAGUCGAAGCGAGGGACGGCUGCGCUCGGUGGGAGGACGUUCACGUCUCGACUGGCGAGGCCGCCGGCGCAGGUCUGA